Vicia villosa (hairy vetch) is the source of this 1524-nucleotide messenger RNA. RefSeq lists its product as uncharacterized. The transcript has 4 exons. The coding region runs from base 1 to 1524 and encodes 507 amino acids. Lineage: Eukaryota; Viridiplantae; Streptophyta; Magnoliopsida; Fabales; Fabaceae. The record is from RefSeq and is a predicted model, not a curated record.
AUGAGUAACUGGCUUCAUCUCAAAACUUCAAUUGACAUUGUUCGUUGGUUAACACUUCAAGCUUGUGCUUUAAGGGGUCAUGAUGAAACUAGCAAUUCAAGAAAUCAAGGUAACUUUCUUGAGUUGUUAAAACUUUUAGCAUCUUACAAUGAUGAAAUCACAAAAGUUGUGUUGGAAAAUGCUCCACAAAAUUGCAAAUAUACCUCACAUCAAAUUCUAAAAGAGCUCUUGCAAAUUCAUUCUAGUACGGUGAAAAAGCAUAUUCGUGAGGAAAUUGGUGAUUCCAAAUUUUGUAUCGUUGUAGAUGAAGAUCGUGAUGAGUCAAAAAAGGAACAAAUGGCUCUUGUAUUAAUAUUUGUUGAUAAAUUUGGUUUAAUACAAGAGAGAUUUUUUGAUGUGGCACAUGUUAAAGACACCACGUCUUUAACUCUUAAGGAAGCAAUAUGUGAUAUACUCUCUCGACAUAACCUUGAUGUGUUUAACAUUCGCGGACAAGGGUAUGAUGGUGCUAGCAACAUGAGAGGAGAAUGGAAUGUCAAUGUUGUUUGUUCUUCCACUAAGCGCCAUGAUGAGUUACAAGCUUCCCAAUUAGAAGGGAUUGCACAUUUGUUAGAGAUUGGUGAGAUUGUAACUGAUACCCGUUGGGGAUCACAUUACAAUUCUAUUUAUAGUUUGAUAAACAUGUAUGAAGCAACUUGUUCAGUUUUUAAAAAAAUUGCAAAAGAAAGAGGAAAUUACGCUACACGUGGGGAUGCAGAUAGUUCUUACAAUUACUUGAAGCAAUUUGAUUUUAUAUUUAUUUUGCAUUUGAUGAAAGAAAUUAUGGGGACAACAAAUAUGCUUUGUCAAGCCUUACAAAAACAAAAUCAAGAUGUAGUUAAUGCUAUGGACUUGGUUCGUUCAACAAAAAGUUUUAUUCAAGACUUGAGAGAAAAUGGGUGGGAUAUAUUGUUUAGUACAGUGACAUCUUUUUGUGAAAAGCAUGGUAUUGAGACUCCCGGUCUUAAUAAUAUUCAUUCAGCAACAAGAUUUGGACGAUCUCGCCUUGAAGAAAAUCAAGUCACAAUUCAACAUUACUUCAAAGUUGAAAUCUUUGUGAUCUUGUAUUCACAAUUCACUACCAUUAACAAACAAUUACAAGAGUUGAAUAGCAGAUUUAGUGAGGAGGCAAUAGAUUUAUUAAACCUUUCUUGUGUUUUGUCUCCUAAGGAUGACUAUAAAGCUUUUAACAUUGAUAUUAUUUGUUCUCUAGUUGAAAAAUAUUAUCCUAUGGAUUUUAGUGAUCAAGAGAAGAAUAAUUUGCAAUUUCAACUUCGGCAUUUUCUAUUUGUUGCUCGCCAAGCAUCAAAUUUGAAUAAUUUAUCAACUAUUCAAGAACUAUGUUCAUGUUUGGUGGAAACUGGACAAGCUGGAAUUUACUUCUUGAUUGAUAGGCUACUUCGCCUUAUCAUGACUCUUCCAGUUUCUACGGCCACAACUGAAAGGUCUUUUUCAGCAAUUAAAAUUAUCAAGACUAAGUUGUGA